GACACACAAAGAAAUUUUGUUUCAGACUAAAACGGAAGAGUCCUCGUAAAAGCAAACAGGGAGUUAAGUUCAUCGAUUCACCCAAACCUUCAUCCUCGCAUACAUCUGCGCUUUUUAAGAGAUUAAAAGAUGAAAUGUCUGCUGAUUCCGAUGAAGAAGAAUCACCAUGCCUUAUGAUAGCGGCCAGAAGCAGGGUAAAUGAGCCGUGUUAUGUAAAUGCGAUUAUUCAGCAAAAAGGAAUGAUAAUGGAAGUGGACUGUGGAUCCGCGGAAAGUGUUAUUUCAGAGGCACUUUUUUCUAAGUCAUUCAGUAGAUAUCCAAUUGAGAAAAAUCGCAAGCGGUUAUAUGUGAUAGACGGCAACAGAUUGAACAUUUUAGGCAAAGUCAGAGUGACGGUCCAGCUGAAUGGUUUAGUGGAAAAACUGGAUCUAAUUAUACUGCAAUGUGAAAAAGAUUUUGUACCGCUUAUGGGUCGCAGUUGGCUGGACAUCUUCUUCAACGGAUGGAGGAAUACUUUUACAAAAUCUGUAAUGCCGAAUCGGUUCAUUAAUGCGUUAUCCGUGGAUGAGUUGCGGGAGGAGACGAUUAUCGAUGUGAAACAUCUCGCUUAAUGGUCGGAUCGUUUCGGCUCAUAAACGCCAACUUAAGAUACCGACAGGCUCUCGCCGGCAACCAUCGACACGUUUUGUUUUAUCCGGAGAGAGUCCCAGCACAGCAAGCAAGCUCUGUAAUAGCAACAAUACCGAACCCAUCAACCGCAAACGCAGGAGAAAUGAGAACGACGAGUCUGAUGACUCGGACUAUGAUUUUUAUGGUUUUGCCGCCGAUUCUUUCCUGUAUCGGGAGGAUGAUCUCACAGCGAGAGAUAUUUGGCUUAAUCAACACGUCCAAGUACCAGAUAGCUUGGGCAAUAUUGGCGAGAAAAAUUCCCCUCUUGAUGAACACCCCGCGGCGCAGAAUACUGCUAUCAGGAGAAGUAAAAGAAAUGCAAAAAAGCGAAGGUGUGAAGAUUAUAAAUACUAUUGAAUUCAAUAAUUUGAGUUCUUUCGAAUCUAAUGCUUAAAGCUAGCAAUUCUGAGCAAUUGAAUUAUAUAUAAAUAUGAGCUCUGAUUAUACGUUUUAUUAAUGUUAAGUAGAUAAUGCAUGUUGCGAAGUUAAUUUCAAAUAGCUCAUAGUACGAGUUUUGUUUUAAGGGGAAAGAAGUUGUAGUGGACGACAUUCGGUCUCCGCUUUCGGUAAAAAAGCAAAACCCUUUAAUGGGAACUCAGAGAGAAACGUUUGGAUUAUAUGUUAUGAGUUCAGCUCAGAGUUUUGAAAUCAUGUAUGGAAUAUGGUAAUAAAUCAGUUGUAUUGAGA
Molecule: messenger RNA, 1356 nt
Organism: Armigeres subalbatus
Lineage: Eukaryota; Metazoa; Arthropoda; Insecta; Diptera; Culicidae
Exons: 2
Coding region: 135-611 (158 amino acids)
Source: RefSeq, a predicted model, not a curated record